Heterobasidion irregulare TC 32-1 is the source of this 171-nucleotide messenger RNA. RefSeq lists its product as uncharacterized. Lineage: Eukaryota; Fungi; Basidiomycota; Agaricomycetes; Russulales; Bondarzewiaceae. The coding region runs from base 1 to 171 and encodes 56 amino acids. The record is from RefSeq and is a predicted model, not a curated record. Gene Ontology annotation, cellular component: membrane. The transcript has 2 exons.
AUGACAGUCAUCGGACCUACGCCACUGCUGGCAGCGUACUUCGUUAUCCUGGGCCAAAUCAUCCCCCAAAUGGGGUCUCAAUACAGCCGUCUGUCCUCUAGAACAUAUACAAUACUUUUCUGCACUUGCGUACGCGGCAUUUUAGGCAUCAAGGUCUUCAUUGAUGGAUGA